GGGGGUUAAUGGCCGGUCACGUGUGUGCAGCAGCAGCAGAAGAUGGCGGUGUGUGAGGGAGGUGAGCGGCUGCGGCGGCUGCUGCUCUCCCUGGCCGGACUCGGGCUGCUGGUGGCGGUCACUGCCGCAGGGAGCACACAGGGGUCACAGCAACCGCCACCCGGAGAGCACCGGAGCAAGAGGAGCCCGCAGUCCCCCGGCGCCGAGCCCACUGUGCGGGUGUACGGACAGGUCAGCCUGAAUGAUUCUCACAAUCAGAUCGUCGUCCACUGGGCCGGAGAACGGAGCAAUGUCAUUGUGGGGUUAACCAGGGAGAGCCUGGGAUCUCUGAGUGCCAAGAGCAGCAAUGUCUAUGUGUCCUAUGAUUACGGGAAAAGCUUCUCCAGAAUAACGCAGAAAUUCCUUUACCCGACUGACGGCAAGACCAUUCCAGCGGUGGCCCAGUUUUUCCACAGUCCCGCGGACAACAAGAGGUACAUCUUUGUGGACGCUGAUUCCCCUUACCUGUGGAUCACUACAGAUUUCUGCGUCACUGUGAGGGCGUUCUCAGUUCCCUUUAAGCCGACGGAACUUCUCCUGCACAGCACGGACCCCAACCUCGUCCUGGCGUAUGAUAAGUCCCACCCAAACAAGCAGCUUUGGAAGUCUGAAGAUUUCGGUCAGACGUGGAUAAUGAUCCAGGAGCACGUCAAGUCCUUUUACUGGGGCAUCGCACCUCUUGACAAACCAAACACUGUUUAUGUUGAGCGCCACGAGCCCCGGGGCACGUCUACUGUCCUGCGCAGCGUGGACUUCUUCCAAUCUCGCGAAAACACAGAUAUUGUAAUCGAGGACGUGGACGGCUUCCAGCUACGGGAAAACUACCUGUUUGCCACCAAGACCACGCAUCUCCUGGGCAGUAAGGACCAGACCUCCGUACAGCUGUGGGUUUCAUACAGCCGCAAACCGAUGCGAUCGGCCCAGUUUGUGACCAGGCAUCCGAUAACUGAAUAUUACAUCACCGAUGUAUCCGAGGAUCAGGUGUUUGCCUGCGUCAAGCACAGCAGUAACGUCACCAACCUGUACAUUUCGGAAGCAGAGGGCCUGCGCUUCUCGCUCUCCCUGGAGAAUGUGCUGUAUGUAAAUCCCGGAGCAGGGAAGGAAACGUUUGUCAGGUACCUUGAGAAUGAACCGUUUGCUGAUGUUCACCGUGUGAAAGGGGUGAGAGGCGUGUACAUUGCUAAUAUAGUCAAUGGGCCUUUUGCCAAAGAGAACGUGGCCUCUGUCAUCACCUUUGACAAAGGAGGGACGUGGGAGUUUCUCUUGGCUCCAGGAUACAGCGAUGAGGAGGCAGCUCGUUGCCCGAUCUCAAAGGACUGUCACCUCCAUCUGGCCCAGCCGCUCAGCCAGCUGACGUCACAGGGGCGUGUUAUGCCCAUUGUCACCAAGGACUCUGCUCCAGGGCUAAUUGCAGCGACUGGUUCUGUAGGAAAAGAUGUGGUUGGUAAAAUAAACCUGUAUAUUUCCAGCAGUGCCGGUGUAAGGUGGAGAGAGUCUCUUGUUGGACCGCAUUUUUGCACCUGGGGAGAUCAUGGUGGAAUUUUGGUGGCAAUUCCUCAAGGAGUGGAAACCAACCAGUUACAGUACAGUACAAACGAGGGAGAGACGUGGAAACGAUUUAACUUUUCAGAGCGCGUGCUGAUCGUUUACGGGUUACUGACCGAGCCCGGGGAGAAAAGCACCGUGUUCACCAUCUUCGGCUCUUAUUUUGGGAAGGGACACAGCUGGGUUAUACUACAGGUCAACACCAGCAACGUCCUUGGAGUUCCGUGCACGGAGAACGACUAUAAACUGUGGUCCCCGUCCGACGAGCGUGGUAACGAGUGCCUACUGGGGAGCAAAACCGUGUUCAAGAGACGGACCCCCCAUGCCACCUGUUUCAAUGGCGAAGACUUUGACCGGCCUAUUACGACCUCCAACUGCUCCUGCAGCAGACAAGACUUUGAGUGUGAUUAUGGCUUUAAACUAAACCAAGACUUAAGAACUGAAGUCUGCGUUCCUGACCCAGAAUUUGCUGGCAGACUGUACCCUAUCCCCUCUCCUUGCCCAGUGGGCACAACGUACAAGAGAACCAAAGGUUACCGCAGGAUUUCCGGAGAUACCUGCUCUGGGGGAGACGUGGAGACCCGCCUGGAUGGAGAAGAGGUCCCCUGUCCUGUGGGGGAGGAGAAUGAAUUCAUCCUGUACGCCAUGAGGAAUGCUAUUUACCGGCAUGACCUUUUGUCCGGGGUCAGUGAGGAGCUUCCGCUGAAGGGUCUACGUGGCGCUGUAGCCUUGGACUUUGACUAUGAGAGCAACUGCUUAUAUUGGGCGGAUGUCACGUUGGACAUCAUUCAGCGACUGUGCCUGAACGGCAGCUCCGGGCAGCAGAUCCUUGUCAGAAGUGGUCUGGAGACGGUGGAGUCCCUGGCGUUUGAUCCCCUCAGCCAAUUACUUUAUUGGGUCGAUGCCGGCAUAAAAAAAAUCGAGGUUGCCAACCCGGAUGGGGACCUACGUCUGACUCUUGUCAAUUCCUCUGUCCUGGAACGGCCCAGGGCUCUCGCUAUAGUGCCCAAGGCUGGGUUCAUGUUCUGGACGGACUGGGGCGACGAGCGACAUGGAAUCUACAAGAGUGAGAUGGACGGUUCCGCGGUGAGGCAUCUAGUGGCUGAUGGCAUUAAAUGGCCCAAUGGAAUUUCUGUAGAUGAGAACUGGGUCUACUGGACUGAGGCCUAUAUGGAUCGCAUAGAGAGAAUCGACUUCAAUGGGCAGCAAAGGAUGGUGAUCUUGGACAACCUCCCCCAUCCGUACGCCAUCGCAGUGUUCAAGAGUCAGAUCUACUGGGACGACUGGUCCCAACUCAGCAUCUUCAGGGCCUCGAAGUAUAACGGCGCCCAGGCCGAAGUUCUGAUUGGCCGAUUAUCGGGAGUGAUGGAUAUGAAGAUUUUCUAUAAGGGAAAAUGGUCAGGAGAGAAUGCUUGCACGUCAAACCCUUGCCGCCUCUUGUGCCUGCCUAAAGCGAACCACAGCAGAGACUGCCGCUGUCCAGAGGGCGUGAAGGAGGAGGCCGUAUCUUCUGGGGAAGAGCAGUGCGAGUGUCCGCACGGGUACCAGCUGAACAACAAGACCUGUGUGAAGCAGGAAAGCGCUUGCCUGCCCAGCCAGUACCGUUGCUCAAAUGGAAACUGCAUCAGCAGCAUCUGGCAAUGUGAUAACGACAACGACUGCGGAGAUAUGAGCGACGAGAGAGACUGCCCGACCACGUCAUGCGAUCCAGACACCAUGUUCAGGUGCCGGGAAUCAGGGACCUGCAUCCCCCUGUCUUAUAAAUGUGACCUAGAGGAUGACUGUGGAGAUAACAGCGACGAGAAUCACUGUGAGGCUCAUCAGUGUAAAGAAGACGAGUUUAACUGCAGCUCAGGAAUGUGUAUCCGCCAGUCCUGGGUGUGUGACGGGGACAAUGACUGCAGAGAUUGGUCUGAUGAGACAAACUGUACAGCAAUCUCGCAUACGUGUGAGCCCUCAAGCUUCCAGUGCCUUGACAGUCACUGCAUCCCCCAGCGAUGGGUGUGUGACGGGGACGCCGAUUGCCAGGACGGCUCUGAUGAAGAUCACGGCAUCUGUGAGAAGAAGUGCAACGGGUUCCAGUGCAGAAACGGCACCUGCAUCCCGUCCGGCAAACACUGCAACGGGCUGAAGGAUUGUGCAGACGGUGAAGAUGAGCAGCACUGCGAGCCCCUCUGCACCCGUUACAUGGACUUCGUGUGUAAAAACCGUCUCCAGUGCUUAUUCCACCCCAUGGUGUGUGACGGCGUUGCGCAGUGUCGCGACGGCUCUGAUGAAGACCCCACGUACGCUGGCUGCUCUCGAGGUCCAGAAUUUAAGCAGAGCUGCGAUUCCCAGAGCUUCUCCUGCCUGAACGGCAUCUGCAUUAGCCUGGUCUGGAAGUGCGACGGGAUGGAUGACUGCGGAGACUACUCGGACGAGGCAAACUGUGCCAACCCUACAGACACGCCUGCCUGUGCCCAGAAUUACCAGUUCCAGUGUGAGAACGGGCACUGCAUACCCACACGGUGGAAGUGCGACAGUGAGAACGACUGUGGUGAUUGGUCUGACGAGAAGGGCUGUGGAGAGACCAUUCCCCAGACCACCACAAGACCAUCUACCUGUCCAGCCAAUCAUUUCCAAUGUGACAACGGGGUCUGCAUCAUGAACACCUGGGUGUGCGAUGGCUACAAGGAUUGUAUAUAUGGCUCUGAUGAGGAGGGCUGUCCCAGUGCAGUCGUCGCCACAGUUCCCACCACCGCCGCCUCGCGUGACCGCUGCAGCCGCUCCGAGUUUGAGUGCCCCAAUGGGAAGACCUGUAUAUCCAAAUGGAAGCUGUGCGAUGGGGUCAGUCAUUGCCAGGACGGAGCGGAUGAGCUGAAUUGUCCUACUCAUAGACCCUCCUCCUGCGCCAACGGCACUCAGUGCGAUGACGGGGAGGCCUGCAUUGCGCUGUCCGACCGCUGUGACGGCUUCCUGGAUUGUUCUGACGGCAGCGAUGAAAAUAAUUGCACUGAUGACAGCGUCGUGUACAAGGUUCAGUCUCUCCAGUGGUCGGCUGAUUUCUCUGGCAAUAUUACUCUGACGUGGGCCAGGCCGAAGAAGAUGCCGCUGUCUUCCUGCGUUUACGUCGUCUAUUACAGGGUCAUCGGGGAGAGCACGUGGAAGAUCCUGGACACUCAGAGCAGUAAAACCAUCUGCGUGUUAAAGAUCCUGAAGCCCGACACCACAUACCAGGUGAAAGUGCAGGUGCAGUGUCUGCGCAAAGUGCACAACAGCAACGACAUACUGACUCUGAGGACCCCGGAAGGGCUUCCUGAUGCACCGGAGCACCUGCAGCUCUCUCUAAAUAAAGAACUCCCGUCCGCCAUCACCAGUUGCUGGUCGCCACCUGCACGCAUCAGUGGGUUAAUCCGGGAGUAUGUGGUAGAGUAUACGACAAACACUACAAAGGGCUGGACGUCUCUCAGUGCGCAGGGAAAUUGCAUUGAUAUUAAGUUUUUAGAAACCAACACGAUGUAUUCUGUGCGGGUGGCCGCUGUUACCAGCCGCGGAGUCGGUGAAUGGAGCGUCACCAAAUCUAUAAGCACGGAUGAGGGGAAAGUUGUGCCGCCACCUACCAUAAAGAUUCACAGCGUUAAUGAGGACUCAGUGGAUUUCACUGUGAAAGUAGACUCCAAUAUUCCGAUAGCUGGCUACACAGUGUCGUUAUCGUGGGAGUUUGAUACACACUUUCAGGAGAAAAGAACAUUACAGUUUGACGGAAGUACGGUCUCACAUACAGUGAGUAAUUUAACGGCACAGACUGCAUAUGAGAUUUCUGCCUGGGCGAAGUCUGAUUUCGGAGAGAGUACCAUGGCGUUCAAACACUUUACCACCGCUGGCACCAAACCGCUGGCCCCGAGUCUUAAGGCGAAGGCAGCCAAUCAGACGACGGUGGAAUGCAUCUGGGUCGGCGUGAGGAAUGUGACGUAUGGUGUCUUUUAUGCCACGUCCUUCUCAGAACUGCACCGGAAUCCACUCAACGUCACGACGACUCUCCACAACGUGACGGUCGUUGUGAACAGAGACGAGCAGUACUUGUUUUUGGUCCGUGUAAUAUCCCCUUAUCAAGGCCCCCCUUCAGAUUACGCUGUGGUCAGGAUGAUCCCUGAUAACCGGUUACCUCCUCGCCACCUUCAUGCCGUACGUGUUGAUAAAACAUUCGCCAUCAUGAAAUGGGAGUCUCCGUACGAUUCGCCGGACAGUGUGAUGGCAUAUAUCCUGUCUGUGAAGGAUUUAAUCACAAAGACAGAGAGGAGUUACAAGGUGAACACCCAGAACAGCACAAUAGAGUACAGACUCGGGAACCUGGAACCGGGAGCCAAAUACAGUGUGAUCGUCCAACUGCGCAACAUGAGCAAAGAGUCUAGUACCAAAGUGAGCACAGUUCCUCUCCCGGCCCCGGAAGCCCUGAAACUCAUAAGUGAGAAGGACCACAUUCUGCUGCUCUGGAAAAGUUUGGCACUGAGAGAGAAGAACUUUAAUGAGUCCAGAGGCUAUGAAAUACACGUUUUUGACAGUUCUAGUAACACCUCGACGGCUCUAGGAAACACAACUGAAACCUUCUUCAAAAUCUCUAACCUGAAAAUGGGACACAACUACACGUUUACUGUGCAAGCCCGAUGUCUGUACGGCGGUCAGAUCUGUGGGGAACCCGCCCUGCUCCUUUAUGACCAGCUUGGAACCGAGAUGGACGCCCUGCCUUCCCGUGGUGUCCAGUCCACUGAUGUGGCUGCUAUAGUCGUCCCAGUUCUGUUCUUGCUGCUAGUGGCAACGGGCUGCGGUUUCAUCAUCUUGUACAUGCGACAUCGGAGGCUCCAGAACAGUUUCACAGCGUUUGCAAACAGCCACUACAGCUCGCGCCUUGGGUCCGCUAUCUUCUCAUCUGGGGACGAUAUAGGUGACGAUGACGAUGAUGCUCCCAUGAUAACCGGCUUUUCAGAUGAUGUCCCUAUGGUGAUAGCAUGAAGCUUGUUCUCUCCCGGGUUUAAACCAAAUGAUGUAAAUAUUUUAAUUUCCAGGGAAUAGUGAAUUUGUUUCCUUUUUUUAUUUUCUGUUUUUUAUUUUUUCAAAUGCACUUUGAGUUGCAAUGUUAUUUUUAUAUGGGCCAAAAAAAAAAAAAAAAAAAGGACUUUGUAGUACUCAACUGUGAAAUGCAAAAUAAUGUUUAACCAAAUACUAAUGGUUCUUUAAUCAGAGUUUGACCCCUUCAGCCCUGAGCAUAGUGCCCAGUCAUCACCACCCUGUUUGCUUGGUGCAGAGCGUGUUCUCACAAAACGGGCAUCUUUAGGUUAUGAUUGAAGUACGAGACCCCUGUACAGCUGUCCCUGAGGUGUCUUACUGACUGCUCUGCAAGACUCUGGGUAUAGGCGACUGCACAUGUCCCAAAUGGCUGUCUCUUUGCACUCAAGGCUGUAGCAUUGUAUAGAUUUAUUGAUUGUGGGCUGACAGAGCUGAAGAGGUUAAUGUGAACAUUUUAGGACUUCAUCUGCUGGCUGUGGAUACACGUGUAAGAUUUACCAAUCUAAAGAUCGCUUAUUUAUAUAUAGGGGGAGGGGGGGAUAAACAGCCUGCGCUGUAGCGUUGUCCUCUGCCUGGGCUGGCGGGUACUGAGGAAAUGUCGCAAAUUUUUUUUUAAAGUCACAAAAUUAUUUUAAAAACUAUUCUCGGACAUCACACUAAUAUUCCGGCCUGCUGAAAUCAGUGCACAUGGAGAAUAGCACUUUAUGAAAAUAAAAAGUUAGAUAGCUGCCAUUUUCAGCAGCCAAAUCGCUCUUUGUAUGUAGCUUUCUCUGUCCUCCAUCUGGGGGAUGCUGCGCCGUUACUUGUGGGUUAGAGGUGUGUGGUAGUGGAGUUUGGCAC
Pseudophryne corroboree (corroboree frog) is the source of this 7467-nucleotide messenger RNA. RefSeq names its product sortilin related receptor 1 (gene SORL1). The record is from RefSeq and is a predicted model, not a curated record. Gene Ontology annotation, molecular function: protein binding. Gene Ontology annotation, cellular component: membrane; Golgi apparatus. The coding region runs from base 43 to 6573 and encodes 2176 amino acids. The transcript is spliced from 48 exons. Gene Ontology annotation, biological process: protein retention in Golgi apparatus; post-Golgi vesicle-mediated transport; protein targeting to lysosome. Lineage: Eukaryota; Metazoa; Chordata; Amphibia; Anura; Myobatrachidae.